GUUGGCGCGCGUCUUCUGAUGAAAAUCGACACAUACACGCCGCUUUCUCUGAACACGCAUACAAAUCAAACUUUUUGUCGUCUUCUUCUUCUGUUAAAUAUCUCAGUUUCGUUUUUAAGUUUUUCUUUCUUCUUCAAUGGCCGCAAACACAUAACCCUUCUCUUCAUUUCCUCCUUACCCAUGAUCUCUAAGCCAGUCCCAACAUAUCACGAAGAUUCAAUUCCCACCCACUUCGCCCUCCAAGCCGCCCAUGGUGAGGGACCGAAAAUAUCCCCAACGCCGGGGCCUAAUUGUUGGCAACUACUGCCACGAUGUUCUUCUCCGAGACGACGUCGUAGUGGCUGAGACUCUCGGCGGCGCCGUUUCCUUCAUUUCCGCCGUGUUCGACGGAGUGUUGGUUCGGCACAAUUCGAUAUCGAAGGUCGGUCGGGACUUUGCUUAUUCUACCCAUCACGAACCGAUUGUAGUGCCCGGUUCGAAGACCACUUUGUUCCAUGCACACUUCGGUUCGGAAAUCGAUGGGGAUGGGCACCAAGAUCGGGUUUUGAAAAGAGUCCGCGCUUGCGACCCGAUUUGGCCGACGGAUCUCCCGGAAUCGAGAUUCGAUUUCGGAAUGGCGGUCGGGGUCGGCGGGGAGAUUCUGCCGGAGACGCUUGAGAAAAUGCUUGAAUUAUGUGAAACAGUUUCUGUGGAUAUUCAGGCUCUGAUACGGGAUUUUGAUGCCAUUGACGGAACCGUGAAGCUUGUGGAUUUGAAAGAGAGUGGGUUUUAUCACCUUCUUCCUCGAAUUGGGUUUCUAAAGGCGUCGGGUGAAGAGACUUCGUCUUUGGACGUUGAGGAAGUGAGAAAAUUGUGUUGUGUUGUUGUAACGAAUGGGAAACAUGGGUGCACGGUCUACUGGCAGGACGAGGAAGCUCAAAUUGGGCCUUUCCCCACGAACCAGGUGGAUCCAACGGGUGCAGGGGAUAGUUUUCUUGCUGGGUUCGUGGCUGGACUCGUUCAAGGAUUGCCUGUUCCUGAUGCUGCAUUGUUGGGUAACUUUUUUGGGUCUCUAGCUGUUGGUCAAAUAGGUGUGCCCAAGUUCGAUUUGAGGUUAUUACAGAGAGUUAAGGAUGAGGUACAGAGGAGGAAGGUGCAUUGUAACAGCUGCUGGGAAAGGAAAGCCGAAGACUUGAAGCUUAUGAAGCUGGCAGGAUUUGAACAGUUUCAUGCAUCACUUUCAGCAGCAAAGAUGAUGCCUUCUUGUCCUGUCCAGGAAUGUCAAUGGGAUCUAUCCAUUUCUCCUCCUGCAGCAGAUCAGCCGAAAUUGUUAAAUACUCCCGUCUUUGAAGAGACGAUUCAAACAAUCGACGGUGGUAAGCCAUGACUGAUAAACUUAUUGGCUUUAAUCUUUUGGAUUCAAAUAAAAUUGCAUCAAAGUAGAGAUGUUUAUGUAUAGAGUUAGAAGUCAUUUGCAUCUUAUGUUCACUCUGCAAUUAUCAUGGUCGUGCAAUGGUUUAACUGGUGCCUACUAUGCCCUAUUAUUGUUGCAAUUCAUUUGAUUCUUACUAAUAGAUGAAUGUUGUAAUCUUAUAACCUGCGUUUUCUGCUGCCCUUAAAAUAGGGGUGCACGGUGGGCGGGUUUUGGGCUGUUUGCGCCGUUUUAUUAUUUGAUGGUUUAAGAAAAAUACAACUCAUAAUAAUUGCGGUUUGGGCAGUUUUUUAUGAGCGGAUUUGUGCGGUUU
Molecule: messenger RNA, 1724 nt
Organism: Humulus lupulus (European hop)
Lineage: Eukaryota; Viridiplantae; Streptophyta; Magnoliopsida; Rosales; Cannabaceae
Product: inositol 3-kinase
Exons: 2
Coding region: 251-1366 (371 amino acids)
Biological process (GO): myo-inositol hexakisphosphate biosynthetic process
Molecular function (GO): kinase activity
Source: RefSeq, a predicted model, not a curated record